AUGCAGUCAUGGGACAGCCCUUCGUACCUGAGGAACAUGCAUGAGUUGACUGGCAAGGCUUUGUUCAUGUCCAGGGACCUUUGUCCUUAUCUGCCUCCUCAUCAGGUCUACGUCUUCUUGGACUCACUAGCUCCCACCCAGAGAGUCUCAGAGGCCCACGAGAGAGUGGAAGAGGCCAUGAUGAGAGAAAGUAAUGACCUGGAUUCAGGGAACAAGUGGAUGCUGGGUGAUCGGAAGGAGAUGCAGGAGCCUGUCAUCUGUGAGAAGAGGGAAGAUGAACAGUAUAAAAACCAGGUGCAGAGCGGCCUUUCGGGACUGCUGCCGCUUCUGGUCGCGGGCGUUAAGGCUUCAGGGUUACUUCGUGGAGCUGGAGCAUUGGCCGCUCAGGCCCUGAGGGCCCGCGGUGCCAAUGGGGUCUCCGCCGUGCCCUCGAUGGUAUCUGGAGGUGAUGUGCCUGCCGGCCAUGAUCAGACGACAGGGUGGGAGCGGGAGGUCAUGACGGCUGCUCGGAAAGGCCAGGAUCCAUGCAAUAUGCUUGCUCCAAAGGCAGCUGCAGGCACUAAGGAAGAUCCUGAUUUAGUUUCCUCCAUCACCAACAAGCGAAUAGUAGGCUGCAUCUGUGAAGAAGACAACAGCGCUGUGAUCUGGUUUUGGCUACACAAAGGUGAUGCACAGCGAUGCUCUAAUUGUGGGACCCAUUACGAGCUGGUGACCCCCCCAGUUAGCUCGCUGAGUGAGCCCUUAAGCCCAAGCUCCCAUUGA
Elephantulus edwardii (Cape elephant shrew) is the source of this 762-nucleotide messenger RNA. RefSeq lists its product as uncharacterized. NCBI's taxonomy places the organism in Eukaryota, Metazoa, Chordata, Mammalia, Macroscelidea, Macroscelididae. The record is from RefSeq and is a predicted model, not a curated record. Bases 1 to 762 code for a protein of 253 amino acids. Gene Ontology annotation, biological process: mitochondrial electron transport, cytochrome c to oxygen. The transcript is spliced from 3 exons. Gene Ontology annotation, cellular component: mitochondrial envelope.